Solea senegalensis (Senegalese sole) is the source of this 3709-nucleotide messenger RNA. Its product is annotated as probable ribonuclease ZC3H12C. The transcript has 6 exons. Bases 717 to 3431 code for a protein of 904 amino acids. Lineage: Eukaryota; Metazoa; Chordata; Actinopteri; Pleuronectiformes; Soleidae. Gene Ontology annotation, molecular function: mRNA binding; metal ion binding; RNA endonuclease activity. The record is from RefSeq and is a predicted model, not a curated record. Gene Ontology annotation, cellular component: cytoplasmic ribonucleoprotein granule; nucleus.
CCAACAAUUGUAAGCUCUGGCCUUCUCGUCCAUUCAUGGCCCAGGCUGGCGGAUGGGCUGGCGGUGUGUGUGCGUGUGUGUGUGUGUGUGCGUGUGUGUGUUAGAGAGGUUGUGGUUGGGGAGGGGGUUGGAGUUAUCCUAGUUUAUCUUAAAGUCCCUUUUUACUGGUGGGGAGGUGUGUACAGAAUACACUUUGGUAAAGACAGGAAAGUGAGACGUGUGUGUGUGUGUUUGUGGUCAGAUCCCUGCCUCCCCAUUGGUCAGUGGGCAGACCCAGUGUGUGAGGAGGGGUAGGUAGAUGCAUCAGCCUCCAUCUGUUGACAGUCACACAGCAAAACGUGCAGCUUCAGGACACUGCACUCUGCUUCCAAACCAAAAAGGAGAACUUGAGGUCUGAUCUCGACGGAUUGCUGCUACAUUAAAAGCCCCUGUUGGAUUGACUGCUUUGGAGUGGAUACUGAAAUUUGAGUGAAUUUUUUUAUUGCAUUGAAAGGGAAUUUGCUUCCACAUUCAGGCGUGUUUAUCACCACCACCUCUGGAAAUUUGUUCCUGCAGCUGGAAUCAGACGUGGAUUUGCUGACUUGCUGUUUCUUGGAGCUGUGUGCUUUGCUCCUAGGAUCAGUCAGGGAGCAGUGAACUACCGGCAGUAACAGUGGGGUCAGUUCAGAGCCCGGGAGGUGACGGAGGGCGUGGAGCUGGAUGUAUGAGACGGCUUCAUGGGCCUGAAGGACCAUCUGGAGGAUGGAACAGGCCACAUCCUCAGCCUGGAGCUGGACCUGGACUACCUACAUGUGGACGGUACUGAGCGGCAGGGCAGCCUAAGUGCUGCAGCGGGGGCUGGGAACAUCCUGAAGGUCAGAGGUGGAGCCUCCAGUAACGGCACCAACAGUAUUGGCAGCAGCAGCACUAGUUUUAGCUCAGAUUCAAGUUGCAGUAACAGCAGCAGUUGUAGUAACUUGUCAGAGGAGAGUGCAGUGUCCGACAGCGAAGAUGAACGACUUCAGAAUGGGUCCAGUUCUGGAUCUCAUCAAGAUCAGCCUCAUCUCCACCAUCAGGACUCUUCCUCUGUCCGUCAGCCAGUCAGGCUGGACCUGACCCUCAACCGAUCCCUGGAACCCCCCACACAGGCAGAAACACCCGCUCUAGUUGACCCCGUCACCGAGUGCCGCACCAAGGUGGAGUUUGCUCUAAAGCUGGGCUACCCUGAGGAUCUGGUGCUGCUGGUGCUGAGGAAACUGGGCGCAGACGCACUCAUCAAUGACAUCCUGGGUGAACUGGUUAAACUGGGAACCAAAACAGAGAUGGAGCAACAAGUAUGUCCAACUGUGUCCCAGUCUCCAUCUGCCUCUUUAUCCUCCUCCUUCUCCUCUUCCUCGACUUUCAACUCCUCUCUGGACUCGUGUCGGCUGCUGUGUCCAUCCCAACUCCUGGAGGACAAAGAGAACCUUCGGCCAGUCGUGGUAGACGGCAGCAACGUAGCCAUGAGUCAUGGAAACAAGGAGGUGUUCUCCUGUCAGGGCAUCCAGCUGGCUGUUGAUUGGUUCCUGGAACGAGGUCACCGUGACAUCACUGUGUUCGUUCCUGCCUGGAGAAAGGAGCAGUCGCGACCUGAUGCUCUCAUCACAGACCAGGAGAUCUUACGGCAACUAGAGAAGGAGAAGAUUCUGGUCUUCACUCCUUCCCGACGUGUGCAGGGACGGCGCGUGGUUUGCUACGACGACCGCUUCAUCGUCAAACUGGCCUACGAGUCGGACGGAAUCAUCGUCUCCAACGACAACUACCGUGACCUCGCCAACGAGAAGCCGGAGUGGAAGAAAUUCAUCGACGAGCGUCUGCUGAUGUACUCCUUCGUAAAUGACAAAUUCAUGCCACCUGACGACCCGUUAGGACGCCAUGGACCUAGUCUGGAAAACUUCCUAAGGAAGAGGCCUAUUAUUCCCAGGAAGCAGCCAUGCCCAUACGGUAAGAAGUGCACUUAUGGUCAUAAGUGCAAGUUUUACCAUCCUGAAAGGGGCAACCACCCCCAGCGUGCGGUGGCGGACGAGCUUCGUGCUAGUGCCAAAAUUUCAUCGACAGCUUCCAGAGGUCUGCUGGAAGACGCUCUGAUGAUGAAGAGCCAAAGUCUGGGUCAAAAUCACCGAAUGGCUGAGGUCGAGCCAAGUUUGGGCACUCCAAAGAAACAGCCGAGCCGCAGCCCUCAGCGCUCCUUCACUGAACUCGUGGAGGACAGACUUCAGGAGCAGUCCAAAUUGGAUGGACGUAGAGGAAGCAGCAGCAGCAGCAGUAGCUGUGGCAGCAACUAUUUUGGGCAUUUUGCUUCAGGGGCGCCACCUUCAUCUGGAAGCCUGGAUCGGUGGGAAAAUCCAGGUGGCAGUGGUGGAGGCAGUUCCAGAGUUUCUGGAGCCUCAAGUUCAAUCCAGGCUGACACGUAUCACAGGUGCAAGUCCCCUGAGCUGGGCUACAGCUCACUGGUAAAGGCCUAUUCAAGCCUCAGUCUGGAUGCUCCACAAAGUCCGGAUCGCUUUUUCCCAGCUGACCUGCGAGCUGGCUCACUGCUGUCAGACUGUAGCAGUGAAGGCAGUGUCAGCUCAGACUCUUUCUCCCCUGACCUUUUAAUCGAUGAUGGCCCCAGAUGCCACCAUCACCACCACCAUCACCACCACCCUCAUCUCCAUCAUCAAUGCUCCAGCCAGUACACCCAUGCCACAAGCCGCGCCCCACCUGGAUUGGGGCAGCACAGUCCUCAUAGCUACCCACUCCCUCAAACGUUGCAGAAACAGCUUGGUUUUGGCUUGGAUGGCCCUUUAUCAUCGGCCUCCUCUCACACACUGCCACAUUCUUUCAAAACCCCCUCAGCCCACAUCCCAUCACACCUUCAACACCCGUCAUGGAACAAUUUCCCACGGGAUUUCCUAGCUCAACCACAGUGCCCACCGCCACAAACACCCAAUUCUAACCCUCAGGGCCGCAAUCCGAUGGGCUCCCUCUGGCAGGAGGGUGGGCUCCCGGACUCCCAAGCGUACGAAGGGUCACCACUUCAUUCCAGCAGAGGCUACUCCGGAAUGAACCACCCACCGAUAAAUUGGGACCUCCAAUCUCAGCAGUCUCCUAAGUCUUACUAUGACCCGUUUACUUACCAGAGCAGGGGCCGGCAAGAUCUUUAUCAUUCACCAGCCCGUCGUCCACCCCUCCCUCAGAUGGUCCUCACAUCCAUUUCUCCCCAUAAAAGUCACCUGCCCUCAGUCCCUCAGCACCAGAAGCCGCCCGAUUUAGCUCGAUACCCGGACCUCAGAGAGAGGAUGUUUCUCAACCUGUGCGGUAUCUUCCCUCCAGAUUUGGUGAGAAUAGUGAUGAGCAGAAACCCUCACGUGAGGGACGCCCAGGAGCUCGCAGCUUUAAUUCUGUUGGAGAAGUCGCAGCUCGGGUCUUAAAUGUGAAGUCGCAGCUCCGUCUUAGCUCCUGCUGAUGAAUCCCCCUGCAGUUGAAUCAGGAUGAACAUGUACAAACCAAAAGCACAGGUUUUGCGUCUCUGUAGUCUGGAAACUGACCGUUUAUUUUCACUGCAGGGAAGAAGUCGUGUCAUUCAUUUUAAAUCCCCCAAAAUUUGCCAUAUUUUUCUAUACGUCGGCUAUUUCAGCACUUAAGACACCGAUGUGCUUCAGGAGACUUAUCACUGUGUGUAAAGGGUGACAGUGUUGUUCAUUUAAAU